GAAGAAACCCCGUUUGAUGCUUCGUUCUUGCUACUUCCCUUCCCCAAAACGAGAAGAGAAACAUACCCCGGGGCUUUCAUCACUGAUCCAAUCGCAACACUCACUCCGCUGAGAGAAAUCAUUUCCCUCUUUAUAAGAUCUCUCAAAUACCUUUUGGUUUUCGUUUCCCUCUGCAGCAGCAGCGGCGGCAGCAACUUCUCUGAGGUGAAACAGGAACCAUUUCCGAGAAUUUGAACCUGUGGAGGCGGAAUUCGAGAGGACCAAAAUGGUGGUUUUAGCAGCUUCCAUCAUAAGUAAAUCUGGCAAACCAUUGGUGUCAAGGCAAUUUGUUGAUAUGUCACGCAUAAGAAUUGAGGGAUACCUUGCAGCAUUCCCAAAAUUGGUUGGAACUGGGAAGCAACACACCUAUGUUGAGACUGAAAAUGUGCGAUAUGUCUACCAGCCAAUUGAGUCUCUCUACUUGCUGCUUGUAACAAAUAAACAGAGCAACAUUCUUGAAGAUUUGGAUACCCUGAGGCUGCUCUCUAAACUUGUCCCUGAAUAUUCUUAUUCCCUUGAUGAAGAAGGAAUUUGCAAGACAGCAUUUGAGCUUAUUUUUGCCUUUGAUGAAGCCAUCUCUCUUCGGCACAAGGAAAAUGUUACUGUUGCACAAGUCAAGCAGUAUUGUGAGAUGGAAAGUCAUGAGGAGCGAUUGCACAAGUUGGUCUUGCAGAGCAAGAUCAAUGACACCAAGGAUGUCAUGAAGCGCAAAGCUAGUGAGAUUGAUAAAAGCAAGAUUGAAAAGAAUAGAGGUGAGAGAGGUGGUUUUAUGCCUUUGCAAUCAAUGUCAUCUGGUAGAAUUGAUUCUGGCUUUGGAAGUGAUACGAGUUUGCCUAGUACUGGAGGUGGUUAUGGAAGUUCAUCUGGUUUUGGACUGACCACAGAUAUUGAUUCUUUCUCUACUAAGUCAAAAGGUCGUCCAGCUGCAUCAGCUACAGCUCCACCAAAAGGCCUUGGAAUGCAGCUAGGUAAAACACAAAGGACCAACCAAUUUUUGGAGUCUCUUAAAGCUGAAGGUGAAGUUAUUGUUGAGGAUGUGAGACCCACUGUUGGUCAGUCCAAACCUGUUGCUCCACCACCAACUGAUCCCGUAACAUUGAAUGCUGAAGAAAAGCUUAACGUGACACUGAAACGUGACGGUGGUAUCAGCAACUUUGAUGUUCAGGGUACCUUGUCUCUUCAAAUUCUUAAUCAAGAUGAUGGACAUAUCCAAGUGCAGGUUGAAACUGGAGGAAAUCCAGCAAUUCUUUUCAAAACACAUCCUAACAUUAACAAGGAGUUGUUUAACAAUGAAAAUAUCCUUGGACUGAAAGAUCCUUCUCGCCCAUUUCCGACUGGCCAAUCUGGUGAUGGUGUUAGUCUUCUGAAGUGGAGAAUGCAAAGUGGAGAUGAGUCUUUGGUGCCAUUGUCAAUAAACUGCUGGCCUUCGGUUUCUGGGAAUGAGACCUAUGUGAAUAUCGAGUAUGAAGCUUUUUCAUUGUUUGAUCUUCAAAAUGUUGUGAUCUCUGUGCUUCCAGCCCUAAGAGAAGCUCCUAGUGUCCGACAGGUUGAUGGUGAUUGGAGGUUUGAUUCCAGAAAUUCUGUUUUGGAGUGGUCUAUUGUACUCAUUGAUAAUUCAAACCGCAGUGGAUCUAUGGAAUUUGUGGUUCCCCCAGCAGAUCCAGCAUCCUUUUUCCCAAUCGUGCGUUUUACUGCUGCAAGCACAUUUAGUGACUUGAAGGUUGCCAAUAUUUUGCCACUGGGAGGUGGACCCGCUCCUAAAUUUUCUCAGAGAACACUGCUAAGUACAGAGACUUACCAAGUGGUAUGA
Coffea arabica (coffee) is the source of this 1849-nucleotide messenger RNA. RefSeq names its product coatomer subunit delta. Gene Ontology annotation, cellular component: COPI vesicle coat. The record is from RefSeq and is a predicted model, not a curated record. NCBI's taxonomy places the organism in Eukaryota, Viridiplantae, Streptophyta, Magnoliopsida, Gentianales, Rubiaceae. Gene Ontology annotation, biological process: Golgi localization; endoplasmic reticulum to Golgi vesicle-mediated transport; retrograde vesicle-mediated transport, Golgi to endoplasmic reticulum.